Macaca mulatta (Rhesus monkey) is the source of this 2691-nucleotide messenger RNA. Lineage: Eukaryota; Metazoa; Chordata; Mammalia; Primates; Cercopithecidae. The record is from RefSeq and is a predicted model, not a curated record.
GCCACAGCUUUCCAGAUUUCCUCACAGGGCCCUGCUAAUUCCAUGCCAAAACUGGCAGUGGAUUUCUUCCUUCUAAUCUCCCCUAAUGCCUUACUCGAUUAUUGUCACUGCUCUCCGACCAUGCACUGUCCCUUCAGACUCUCAUUUCCCAACUGAGUCAGUCAGAGGAGGCUGGGUGUCUGCAGAACAUAAUCUAAGACCACAAACCACCUUGUUCCACGUGAGAAGAAGGAAACAAGAAAGAAGGGAGUCAGGGGAAUCCUGCAAAUUUUUUGGCAACCUCUUUAUCUGUUGGAUUACUGACUUGAGGCAAACAAGGAAUAGAGAUAUGAAGGGUUUGAAAGAUUUCUCCAGUUGAUUGGCAAAGCAGAGCUGGCUAGUAGGGAGGACGACGCUAGGAGGAGGGUGAAUUGUGCAUUUCGGUGCACUGCAGGAUGGCGUCGCCUCUGCCCUGGUUGUGCAUUAUUCUGUGGCUAGAAAGUGCCCUAGGGAAAUUCGAAGAUGAAGGCAACUUCUACUCAGAAAACGUCAGUCGGAUCCUGGACAACUUGCUUGAAGGCUAUGACAAUCGGCUGCGGCCGGGAUUUGGAGGUGCUGUCACUGAAGUCAAAACAGACAUUUAUGUGACCAGUUUUGGGCCCGUGUCAGAUGUGGAGAUGGAGUAUACGAUGGAUGUUUUUUUCCGCCAGACUUGGACAGAUGAGAGGUUGAAGUUUGGGGGGCCAACUGAGAUUCUGAGUUUGAAUAACUUGAUGGUCAGUAAAAUCUGGACGCCUGACACUUUUUUCAGAAAUGGUAAAAAGUCAAUUGCACACAACAUGACAACUCCCAAUAAACUCUUCAGAAUAAUGCAGAAUGGAACCAUUUUAUACACCAUGAGGCUUACCAUCAAUGCUGAUUGUCCCAUGAGGCUGGUUAACUUUCCUAUGGAUGGGCAUGCUUGUCCACUCAAGUUUGGGAGCUACAAUGUGCACUUUGAAGGAAAAAAAGACAACUCGUCAAAUUCACUGCUAUAUUUAAUUUGUUUCAAACAUGUAGAUGCUUAUCCCAAAAGUGAAAUCAUAUAUACAUGGAAAAAAGGACCACUUUACUCAGUUGAAGUCCCAGAAGAAUCUUCAAGCCUUCUCCAGUAUGAUCUGAUUGGACAAACAGUAUCUAGUGAGACAAUUAAAUCUAACACAGGUGAAUACGUUAUAAUGACAGUUUACUUCCACUUGCAAAGGAAGAUGGGCUACUUCAUGAUACAGAUAUAUACUCCUUGCAUUAUGACAGUCAUUCUUUCCCAGGUGUCUUUCUGGAUUAAUAAGGAGUCCGUUCCAGCAAGAACUGUUUUUGGGAUCACCACUGUUUUAACUAUGACCACUUUGAGCAUUAGUGCCCGGCACUCUUUGCCAAAAGUGUCAUAUGCCACUGCCAUGGAUUGGUUCAUAGCUGUUUGCUUUGCUUUCGUCUUCUCUGCUCUUAUCGAGUUCGCAGCCGUCAACUACUUUACCAAUCUUCAGACACAGAAGGCCAAAAGGAAGGCACAGAUUGCAGCCCCACCUACGGUGACAAUAUCAAAAGCUACUGAACCUUUGGAAGCUGAGAUUGUUUUGCAUCCUGACUCCAAAUAUCAUCUGAAGAAAAGAAUCACUUCUCUGUCCUUGCCAAUAGUUUCAUCUUCUGAGGCCAGUAAAGUGCUCACUAGAGCGCCCAUUCUACAAUCAACACCUGUCACGCCCCCACCACUCUCUCCAGCCUUUGGAGGCACCAGUAAAAUAGACCAGUAUUCUCGAAUUCUCUUUCCAGUUGCAUUUGCAGGAUUCAACCUUGUAUACUGGAUAGUUUAUCUUUCCAAAGAUACAAUGGAAAUGAGUAGCAGUGCUGAAUAGGUUGCAGCCAGGACAACCUGAAUUCUCUAAGUUCUUGUUUCCUGUUUCCUAUAUUUUCUUAAAAAAUAGUAUUGAGACUUGUGUAGAUGCUUUUCAGAACACGAAAUCAAAUUGGAAAUCUGUAACGCAGCUUCAGUAAGCAUGUGUGGGCAAAAAAGCAAUAAUCCUACUCCUCGAAAUAGAAAGUUGAAGGUUGCUGAAAAAUAUGACUUUUCUGUAUGUCAGAAAAAAAUUUUAUGAGGAUAAAAUGGGUUCAGGAUGAAUCUGUCAGCCUUUGUCUUUCAUUGUUCAAUAUUUUUAAUUGUCACUGUGAAUAACAUUUACCACAAGGCAGAUAAAAUAAGAAAUGCUGACACUUCCAAAGGUUGCCUUAAAAUAUGUUUAUUUUGGCUUAGUUCUCAAGAGAGCAAAAUAUAAAUACAGUCUAAAUAUUUAUCAGUAGGUUAAUACCAGCAUGUUGGAGGCCUUUAUGCUAGUAAAAUGGCUUUCAGUGGCAUUGUAAAGCCUAUGUUGAGCUUGGCCAUUUGUUUUUAACCUCGCUGUGCUCUUUUACCUCAAUAAAAUGUGGUGUUUGUAUACAUAUAAAUUAUACAUAACUCAUACAUUAUGUAUGCAUAUGUACAUAGCUGUAGUUGGACUAAAAUUCAGUGUAUUUUAUCCUACCAAAUUCUCCUUUUAAAAUAAUACACUUACUAUAAUUCUAUGAGGUUGUAGAAAAAAGUAGUCAUUAUAAGGAAGCCUUAUAUAUUAUGACUAUGGUUAUCUCUUGUGUUUUCCAUAUUUCUAAUUAUAACACUAAAUAAAACAACAAUUAACUGGG